AUGGACCCUUCUGAUCCACGCACAACUCUCAUGUUAAAGAACAUUCCAAAUAAGUACACUCGACAGCUCCUGGUCAACGAGGUGAUGGCUCGUAUGCCGGUGGGGUCCUUUGACUUUGUGUAUAUGCCCAUUGACUUCCGUUCGCGGUGCAAUUUCGGCUAUGCCUUCGUCAACGUCACUGAGCCCAAGUACACUCAUAUGUUCUUUAACGCCUUCAAGAAUUCCCGACUACCUGGGGUCAAGAGUAGUAAGGUAUGCGAGGUCGUUUACGCUCGAGUUCAGGGUCUGCAAGCGAAUGUCAAUAGGCUCAUCAACUCGCCAAUUCUCGACUGCACGCCUGCUGAUGAUGACGAUGCCCUCCCACUGGUGUUUGGCGACCAUAACGAGCAAAUCCCCUUCAAAAAACUGGCGCAGAUGAGGAGAGAGCGCCAAAUGCAGAUCAGAUCUGGCAAACGAGGCCACCAUGCAAAACAGCCUACGACCAUCCAUGAGAAUUCACAGUUGCCAGCGACGACUUCCACGGCUAGUGACACGUGGGUGCCCACCAUUUCGAGUGUCCCUAGCGGCCCGGGGUUGGAGUCGUUAUUAUGGGACACCAUGCCCCUCGAUGACACCAGCAGUUUCGUGUCGGCCCCUACUCUGUUGUUUGGUGCUAAUGGCGGGCAAUACGGAGGUAUUUCGAGUAUGACAGGAACCUCCGCAAGGCUUGUCGAGGAGGAGCAGGGUGACCAUCACAACAACAUGCUCCAAAGCCCGGACUGGCAACCCUGUGAUACGGACCGUUUGGUAUUGGACUCUCUCAAUAUGCUGAGUCUCGAGUAG
This is a messenger RNA of Perkinsus marinus ATCC 50983, 822 nucleotides long. RefSeq lists its product as hypothetical. The transcript has a single exon. The record is from RefSeq and is a predicted model, not a curated record. Lineage: Eukaryota; Perkinsozoa; Perkinsida; Perkinsidae. Gene Ontology annotation, molecular function: nucleic acid binding. Bases 1 to 822 code for a protein of 273 amino acids.